AUGGCGCCUCCGCCCUCGCCUAACCUUCCUCUCUCCGAGCGCCUGCUCACCCUCGCGAAGACAUUGCAAUUUGCCUGGUUUGUUGGACAUCUUACUCUGAUCCUUUCUACUAUCCGAUAUGGCUUUUCGUGGAUCCGAUUCAACUAUUAUGGUGGAAUGGCCCGUUUCUCAUACCGCACUGCAUUCAUCGCAGCUGCAGUGACCUACGGUAUCGUUGUUUAUAAAACAUUCAAGGCCCGGGCCAAGAGUGGUUCUCGCCAGCCUACCCCGAUUGGCCUUCUUAGCGAUGAGAACGUGCAAUAUCUUGGUAUGGCCAUUGUUUGGCUGUUCAGUCCGCAGUACCCCCUCGCGAUGCUCCCGUACUGUGUCUAUUCGGUCUUCCACGUUGCCACCUACACGCGUGCGAACCUCAUCCCGACGAUCCAGCCUCCCAAGGUGAUCUCGGCUCCUACUUCGUCGCCUAACAGCAAGCCGCAGUACGCCCCCAACCCGCUUUCCGAUAAGAUCGGUGCCUUUGUGAGGACCUACUACGACGACUCGAUGUCCAUUGUCUCUUCGCUCGAGAUCCUCCUCUGGAUCCGCAUUCUACUCUCUGCGAUCGCUUUCCAGCGACGCUCGUGGAUCCUUCUCGGAAUCUACACCCUCUUCCUCCGAUCUCGCUUUGCCCAGAGCCCUCACGUUCAGAGCUCUUUCCAGCAGCUGGAGACCAAGGUCGACGGACUUGUUGGCUCACAGGGUACUCCCCCCGCCGCGCGCCAAGCCUGGGACGGUGUUAAGGGAGGAGUUCGCCGAUUCUAUUCGAUCACCGACAUCAACCAGUAUGCCAACGGCGGAGCCGCUGCUCCCAAGAAGACCUCGUAA
Molecule: messenger RNA, 861 nt
Organism: Scedosporium apiospermum
Lineage: Eukaryota; Fungi; Ascomycota; Sordariomycetes; Microascales; Microascaceae
Exons: 4
Coding region: 1-861 (286 amino acids)
Biological process (GO): endoplasmic reticulum tubular network organization; membrane organization
Cellular component (GO): endoplasmic reticulum; membrane
Source: RefSeq, a predicted model, not a curated record